AAGCACUCCAGAGGGAACGCCGAGUGCAGCUAGUAUUUCACAACAGGCAGCGCAGCCUUCUAGUCCAAAAGGGAAGCCAGACGGAGCCGCAGGACCUGGAGACGAAGGCCACGAGACUCAUCAGGCUACACCGACAGGCGGAAGCGGCACCAGGCACCGCGGUGACGUGCCUCCGGAAGUCAUGGAGGUACCCCCAGGGGCCACACAGUCUUCCGGGACAAGUAGCCAGCACCAAGUAGCUGCAUCGUCAGAGCCGGCGUGGAGCUAUGAGGCUCUGCAGGCUGCUGCGUUUGAGACUCCCGGCCACGAGCUGCUUGCUGGAGCUGGGAACGACGUGGGCCUCAACUUUGACGCGGCAGGAGCGAUGACCACUGACAUCACCGCAAAGGGGGGGGGCGGCACUAUGUCGAGUAUGGCCUCGGCUGUUCAGAGUGCACCCGGUGGUGACAACGCUAGGGACGCAAUUGGCGGCGGAGUCGUUACGCCUCGAGAUGCUUCUAGUUUUCUAAUUGGUAUAACCUCCUUCGAGCUUCUAACAGUGGUGACUCACUUCCUUGUGCUUUACAUGAUAUGACUCAACCCCAAGAUUUGGACUUCAUCACCAACCAGCGAGUCUUUUUUUCUAAAUCUUACGCGAGUGCCAGCGCCACAACUAGUGGUGGAGCAGAAGAGGGAGCAUCUACAACAGCUGCCAGAGAGAAACUGGAAGUGGGCACGAAAUCCACCGAGGGGAAAGCGAACAAUCUGGCGGGCAGUGAGCGCGUGGGAAAGAAGGCGGUGAAGCAGAGCAAGCUCCUCCGACGGGAGGACAGAUAAGUGGUAUAGUUAACCGCUUUUCGAACUUACCAGAACCAACAAGAGCAGCCGCGAACUAGUAUGGUUACACUACACAACUUUUUUACAGUACUUUUGUGUCUCAAAAAUGGGAAAAAUCUUCAGUAGGUGCAAGCUUGAGUGGGUAAAUUAUUGUCACGCAGCGUCUGCAUUAGCCGUCAUUAUCGUUAUGGUAUCAUCGCUGCGCUCACGUCUCAUACUUCUCCCCCUCAUCAGGUGACUGCAGUACAGAGUAUUAGUAUGUGUGUCCUGAGGAGAGGACCAAAAGAUACGCCGUGAGAGGGUUUAGCUACAAAUGGAAGGUGGGCCAACUAUUUGUCACGAAUUUCGAUGUCGAUGUAGCAGAGUGAAAGAAGAUAGCCGAACAUUCAGAAUUAUGCAGGUACUUACUAAGAACUGAACAGCGCCGUCCACUGGACUAGAAAUAAUAUGCAUGCGGGCAGGGCAGGGCGCGGAGGGUUGUGGUUCGCGUUGACUUGCAGUCUGGGUUCUGCUGUAGAGAGAGCAGCUCUUUGUCCUUUGCUGAUUUAUUCUCUUUACCAUGCUAAAAAUGCUAUUGCCACUUUUCAGGUACUAUGGAUUAGGAGUUCGCAUUUGCAACUUUUAGGAGGUUAGCGAACAUUGAUUGGAUCAAAAUGCUGAGAAAGAUGCAGAUUUUGGAAAGCGUUUUUUUUGAUGCUCGAGGAAGCAGAGGCGCUGUGCGUUAGAUGCGCUCACGAAACGAUUAAUUCGGAUAUCCAAAAAAAAAUACGACUACCCCUGUGGGCCUGAGAGGAGGUUCUAUAGCUUAUAAGCUUUUUAGACACAAGCAAACUCAGUGAUGUAGGCCCAAUUCAUCGGACUGAAGUAUACUUCCGGCCUCACCCUACACUCUACGACUAUGACAAAGAAGCUCAGUCUCCUUCUCCUUGUACUAAAACAAGUAGGAAUCCACCACCAGCAUUCGUCUUUUUUCUCAAAAAUGACAACGCGCGAAACUUCAGGUACAAAAGUUAUACGACGCAUCAUGUUUUUGAUAUUUCUACCGAUUGUUUGGAGCUUUGGGAGAUAGUGCUUCAAUCGAAUUUUGAGGAUCGCGAGAUACUUGGACUUGUUGCGAAUACGUAUGCGAAUUAUGUACUUAUUUCUACUCUUCCUGAUGGAUUGAAAUUCUUUUUACAAAGAAAUGGUGGCUCUGCAGCCUUAGAAGUUGGUUUUGGGUGCUGACUCUAUUACAACGAAUUCAUUUUUUCUCACAACGAAUUCAUUUUUUCUCCAUCAUUUUUUGGAUUAUGUUUCAACCUACCACGUCUGUCUCCACCCAGCUUACGCCGAUGUAUAUGGUGACCAUCAACCACUUCAGGCUUGAUGAAUGACGAAAAAGAUCGAGUUAUGUGAUGGUUCAACUUUCGAGCAACAGGAAUAUGCGCUAUCAACAUUUGCAACGUGGCCGGAUGGGGAUUAGUCUUUUUUUAGAAGUGCGUGGUAAGUCUUUUGAGUACUUAUCGCUGGCACAGUGAAUGCAUUCUCAGUAAUUUGCGUACGUGACACCACUAUUGAUGAUGAACUACCUAGACCGGAAUCCGGUCUAGAAUUUACUGAAUCAAUUACGUUUAUGAGGAGUCGGCGCGACUUCUAUCUAUGUACUGAUGUACAGAUGUUUCAUCACCAGAUUUUUAGGAAUGAAGGCUGUAAGAAUGACAAGCCAAUAUCGUACUUGGAGGCUCAGUUGUCUCUGCGGUAACUGUCACAAAAUGCAGCAGCAGAGACGCGCGCGCCGAGAAUAUUCGAAAAUUAAACUGUCGGUAGGACUAGGAAUCCUCCUUAUUAUAGAUAGAGCACAACUGAAUAUACUUACGGGAUCGAGUAAUCGACCAUACUACACGUAUUUAUUUACUUCCAAAUGGUAAACAUCGAAUCUAAUCCGUCUACUCCUUCCUCAGGCUUAUUAUUCAACAAGCAUUUUUACAGAUGUUGAAGAGCUAUUGUACAGAAUGAAUCUCCACUACUGCUUUCGAAGACAUCAAACAAGCCGUGUUAUAUUGACAAGCCACGACUUCAAACUGAUGAGCUGACACAGCCUGAAUCUCUUGUCUGAAGAAACAAAAUUCAAAAUUAAAUAUGGCGAGGAGAAUAUGAAUGUCCA
Amoebophrya sp. A25 is the source of this 2959-nucleotide messenger RNA. The record is from the annotation of a GenBank genome assembly. NCBI's taxonomy places the organism in Eukaryota, Dinophyceae, Syndiniales, Amoebophryaceae.